Leptopilina boulardi is the source of this 9190-nucleotide messenger RNA. RefSeq lists its product as uncharacterized. The coding region runs from base 2353 to 3480 and encodes 375 amino acids. The transcript has 5 exons. The record is from RefSeq and is a predicted model, not a curated record. Lineage: Eukaryota; Metazoa; Arthropoda; Insecta; Hymenoptera; Figitidae.
GCAGACAUUCUGUCGGCAAAGGUAAAAAUAGGUAGUUACUGACAGUAGAUGAAGUAGUCGAGCAUUCGUAUCUACAGUGCAAUGUAGCUUCCAUUUUUUAAUAAUUUUUUUAUUUUUUCAGUUAUAAAAACCUGAAGGACAGGAAGGAUGUGGACGAAGAAAAGCGGUCCCAGCAUAUUGUUGUAUUUUUUUUUUAAAUGCAACAGUAUAAUUCCCGACCUGUGCAGAAGUGCAAACAAGAGACAGGGAUCUUUGGGAAUGACCCAGAAUUAAGGGGCAAAUAUUGUUUUAUUUGUCCCAACAUGGGAUUCACCAAUCGGUGAGUUCUGUUUUAUCUUCUGAUACCCUUUCUUUGUAGUUCAAACCAGUUUUAAACACGUCGCUAGUGUUUGUUGCCUCGAUACAAUUAUUCAAGUCGAAAAAUCGGUCGAGUUCGAUAUGAGCGCCAUUUUAAUUCUGUGAAAAAGCGCAGUUGCGAGCGCGCAUCAUAUCAAUAUCAAUUCAAAUGCUUAUUUCUUUUAUAUGGUACCAUUUCUCAGAUUCUUUUAAUUCUACUUUGUUUUUACCUUGCAUUCUAUACAAGUAUAGCUCUAUAUAAGAAACACAACAUUAAAUUAAAAAUUGAUUUCUAAUUUUCAUUUUUGUAUCUAAUUUGUUAAUUAGAAUACAAAUUUAAAGAAUCUGAUUAAUUGGUAUUUAGAUUGAAAAACAAUAUAUAAAGCGGGUAAAAAUGGUAAACGCGUAAUAAUAGUAUUAAAACUAGAAAUAAAUGAAUAUUAAAAUAUUUAUAUUAAUUAAAAUAUAAUGAAUUUUCUGACAAUUCAAUUAAAAAAGAGAGUAGUUUUAAUCUGUAUAAUACUGCUAUGAUGAUUUUAUUACACGUCCAUUCCUAGACUGGCACACACACAAUGAUAUUGUAACAGUGUAUAUGUAUAUCGCGUACCCUCAAUCGAGUUUGUGCUGGAGGACUGGAACUGGAAAUGUAGUGGGAGUGGGAAAGAAACUAGACUUUCAGUGUGCACAGUGCAUGCUAGUACAGUACCGACUGUGUUGUCGUUCGCUCGCAUCUUUAACGCGCAGUGUGUUCAAAAAUAUCGUUUCUUCGCGCGUGCUCCAGUGGGUGGGAAAAUUCACAAAUGCAUGUGCCUUGACAAAAAAAAAAAGAAAGAAGAAGAAAUAUCCGCCAAAACUCUUUUUUCUAGAGUGGCGCGGGCGAGUCCACCUGUUACAAAAUAACAUCCAAGUUCGCGGAAAAUGUGAGUCAGUGUGUGCUAUGAUCAGCGACGUCACUACCGCGUGCAGUUAGUUCUCUCUUCUCUUUCUCUUCACACAAAGUCCUGGAGUUUUGCUUUGGCUUCACUCUAUAGUGUCAGUGUGCAUUUCUCCAUUGCAUCCUCUCUCUCUCUCAAAUCCAGUGUUAGUCUGCGUACAUCAUCACAGUUCCACGUGAGUGUGUUACUUUGUGCAUAUGUGUGUAUUUGAGAGUAUUAUUGCAACCCCCUUCAACGAGAUGGACCCGCUAUCUUGACACAAGAGUCAUGUCACAUAUAAUAAUCAUGCUGACGUGACUUGUGUACCAAAGGUGGAAGCGGUACAGCGGCCAAAGUGUCUGCCAGGACUUCUAGCCACCAAACAGGAAAAAAAAUUUCAAGAAAAAUCAUUAAAAGAAAUGAAAAUUUGAAUCUCUUCAUGGGAACGAAUUUAGAAUUUUUCUUACAAAAAGGAGCAUCAAGACGCUCCAAGGAGCGUUUCGAGUCGAACAGAAAGGUGUCCUGAUUGUCAAUAUAUAUAUAUAUAACAAAUAACCUUGGUUCCAAAAACCGAAGCCAAAGUAUUCACUGAUCCGUGACAUUGUGCCUGUUUUUCUCCUACAAAGAUCCAUAAAAGAAAGGAAUCAUCUCUGUGAGUGGACAAAUCGACUCAGCAAAUCUGCACGGCAGCUCUCCUAAUGGCCGUGCAAAAUUAACCCGUACAGUCGUUAAAGAGAGCCGCGGUUAAGAGUCUGAACCUCGAGGAAGUGGAGAACCACCUUCAUCUCGCGUACCGCGUGAUCCCUUUGGACAAAGAAGCGGACUCGCGUUCCGCUACAGGAGAAACAGAGUCAGGUUGUCGUCAUUCCAGAGCCCAGAGGGAGAGGAGAACCUGAAAAGAAAGAAAAAAAAGAGAAGAGAAGCUAAAGAGAGAGAGGGACGAAUAGCGUAACUCUGGAUGAAGAAAAGAGAGAAGCGACCAAACAUUGACAAAGAAAGGUGACCGAAACUCUUGCAGCAAGAGCGAGUGAGUUGUUGGGAAGGGGAAAGAGAGAAAGGGGGGUAAAGCGUUCCUGUGGAGACCGAUGUUCAGGAGCGUACAAUGGCCGGGGCGCUUUCUGGGAAUGCCCCACAGCCCAUAAGUGUCGUCACCGUUGAUGGAGGUGUCGUGGAAAAUGUUACUGUUAACCCCGAGGCGGAGCAGGAUCCACAUGUUCCGCAGAUUGAGCAGACCAAUGAGAAUCCCCGCUCCUACACCUCGACGGAGGCGCAAACGGAAGUGGGACCCCAAAUUGGUCCGCAAAUUACUUCACUGCCUACUCAGGAAGCGAAUGAGGUACGCGAUGCAAGAAGAUGGGAGAGGAGAAUGAGGAGACAGCAUCGAAGAGCCUUACGAUCAUGUUCGAUGCCACCGACUUAUCCAGGUGAUCAUGGAUGCGUGGUCUCAACGACUGCACCAGGAGUGCCACUUGUGCCCCCUGUGGGAGGCUUUUUGCAUCCUCCGCCACCUCACCUAGGUCUCCGGGGCCUUAGUCUGGGUCUACCUUUCCCCGUUCCAGCUAGUGUCUCCGCCUUCGGCAGGGACGCAGUGCCAAAGCAAUGUUGUGGAUUGGGCUCGCCUCCCGUUCGUUGGUCCAUCCUUGGCGUUGGAAUCGUGGGACUUGUUUGCGCAGGGGCUGGGGUGCUCUUAGGGGCUCUCAGGGCAACAGGUCGUGAUCAUUUUGCUGUUGCUUUACUCAUGAUCGGUAUUGGAGUCGUUUUAGUGACUGUGAGUGCAGUAGCGUGGCGAGUGACCUGUCGAGAAAACUGCGGGAGUUUCUUUGGCUUCACGGGGAUUUCGGGAAGGAUUCCACCGGCAAGGCCAAUGCAUCCAUACGCUGCCAUGAUUUAUCCCGAAUUUCAAUUCAGGACCCCACCUCCAAGCUACCAGGCGAGUAUGCAGGAAUAUAGACUUCGAUUGUUAUUGCUGGACCGUCUGCAACCUACGUCAUCGCCACCGCCAACUUAUAGGUCGAAUGCUGGAAGCAUUGUGACGCCUUGCACCACAACGAGAGAGAGUCGACCGCCAAGUUAUUGUGGACGAGCGAACGUGACACCAACAGCUACUUUGGUACCAUCAAAAAAGGACGCGAAUCUUGUCAGGAUUGUUCAAACAGAAUCCGAGCCCGUCAUUCUUAGUGGCGAUCAAACGCCUCCGGUUGCAGCUGUCGAAGUGUUGGCCCAUCUUUAGCCCGGCUUCACUUUAAUAAGGAUUCCCUCAAAUCCUUUAUUCAUGUAAAUAUACGAACUCUUCACAAAAGAUUUUAAAAAAAGAAACGUUUUCAACACACCCAACGAAUUAUAAUGCCACAAUGGAAAACUGUUUUCCAUUCCUAGCCAAAGAUUAUUCUAUAUUUUUCAAGAAAUUCUUUUCUAUUUAUUUUUCACUUCCAAAAUUUACAGAAAAAAAAGUUUUAAUGAAAUUCGAAAUUGGAUCAAAUUCAAUUAGUUUCAUUAGUUUUUUAUUUGAAAAAAUAUUUGAGUCUAUAAAAGAUGAGAGAGCAGGGCAAAAAAAAAAAAAAAACUAAGCAGAUUCGAUUAGUUUCUAUACCUGAACUAUGGUGCUAACUAAUUAUUAUGUGCGACGUGAAUGAUUUCAAAUAUAAUAAAACUGAGAUAUCUCGACCAGUUUAUGAGAUAACUGAAGGAAAUUUCUUAGAAGAAUUUUUACAACUACCUGACUUCUAUAUAUCUCUUGGAGGUCUUAUAGAACAAACUUCUUUUAAUGUGAGAACCAAAGAAAAAAAAAAAUAACAUCUUUUAUUAUACCAUGGCUCCUUCAUAGUUUCAGAACUUUAUGCAUUGUCUUAUUGCAAUUUUAUUUAUUAUUAUUAUUAUCUUCUAUAUAUUUUUGCACCUGCUUGAAAUUGGUCCAUUGUUACGUAAUUGGAGAAAUCUUCAAGUUUAUUUUUACUACUUUUCGCGCAUUUCUUCUUUUUCUAAUGAAUUAUAAUAAAAUCUUUUCGAUUAAUAUAAUUUAUUUAUUACAAAAAGAUUUCCUUAUUUCUCAUCUGAUGAAAUAAUAAUUAUUGAAAAUUAUUUUUCAAACUGUUCGAAUAAAAAGUAGGUCAUAUUUUUCAAAAAAAAAAUAAAAGAAAAUUUAUUUCGGGAACUGAUUAGAUGAAAUAUAGAUAAAUAAAUAUAGAAUAUUAUAUCUCGUAUUAUUAUAUAUAAGAAAUAAAACAGAUAAUGAAUUUUUAUAUAUAUAUGUAUAUAUUAUAUAGAAUGCCUUAGAAAAAUCUUAAAAGAUUACUAUUAUUAAGAUUGCUGAUAAUUCAGGGUGGGUUCUUGCCCCUUGUAAUCAACUUACAAUAUCCUGUUGAACAAACCAGGUGUGCAGGCAGUGUAUUGGAACAAUCCAGGAAGAGGAAUAAAUUACAGAAUCUAAAUAGUCACUGGGUCACUGACCGCAGUAAUAAUACACUUCCAACUUUGAUUCAGAAAAUUAAUGUUACUUGAAACUUUAGUCCAAGAGACAAUAAAAUAUAUCAACAAAAACCGUCUCAUAUUUAUAUAUAAAAAAAAAAAAAUAUUUACAUUUCUCAUUCGUGAAAUAUUUUUUCAAAUAUUUACAUUCUUGAAAUCGUUCACAUUAUAACAAAAAGGAAAUUAAUAAUUCAAUGUGAUAAUAAAAAAUACAAGUAACUAAUUCUUAAAUUAAUAAUGAAAUUAUUAAUUUUAGAAUUAAUAAUGAUUUCUAAAAUUUAAUAAUUGAAAAUUAUUAAAUAAUAAAUAUAUAUAGUUAAAUUCAAAUGGCAAAGAAGAGAUGGAAAAUACAGAAGUGUCUUUGUGACGAAAAUAAAAAGAAAACUGUUUUCUCAUUUGUGGUGGCUUUUAGAUAAAUCUUCGAAAAAAAUUAAAUGACUCUUUCGAAUAAGACAGCUGGACUUAGGGGUUUUUUUUUUUUUGGUGACUGAGCCCACAAGCAGCUGUUUGAAAGUUUCUCUAAAAAGUUUAGGUCGUAAGUGGAGAAGAGAAAGAGAAAACGACCAAGUCAACUCUUCUCUAUUUUUGUCUGUAAAUAGUUUAUGAGUCGUCGAGAUUAUAAAAGAAUCUGCGUCUCAAACGACAUAAAAAUGCUUUCGAUGUCUUUAUUCGCUUUUAAAAAAAAGGGCUUCGAUAUUUCCCUGAAACCUUCCAAAAUGAAUCGUAUAUAUAUAUAGGAAAUAAAUAUAUAAAAACUGUAAAGUUUUUUUUCAACUUUUUUUUUUUCUUUUCAACCAAAGGGUCAAUGAUUUUCGAUCCCCGUCAUUUAUCUAAAAUGUUCUCGUGUUCUGUAAUUUAUCUCUAGCGACUUUUUGUUCUCCGCCUAAUUCAAGUAGGAAGUCUCAUCAAUUUUAAAAGUGGCUUUCGUAAACGCUGAUGGAAAAAUUCUCUCGAACAAUUUUUGUGUGUUGAAAGAUUUAAGUCAUCUGUUAUUUGAUUAAAGUAUAAAUUUUCUAUUUUUUUUAAUUUUUUUGGCUAAAGGACUUAUUUUUCAGGUUGUAAAUAUCUUCCAUUAAGAUUGUAUUUUAUUUUUUUUUGUAAAAAUGUUUCAACGUGAAUGAAUAUGGGAUGUUAAAUAUAUUGCAAUACUUGGCACUGAUCGAUUAAUUUGACUUGAAAAUAAAAUUAAGAAUAUAUAGAUUAGCGAUAUUCAUGAAUUUAAAAUGUAGCUCCAUGUUCUGCAUAUGCGUGCUUAGUAAUCGGUAUAAUCAUAUAAAGUUGAUUGUGGAUCGCUGAUACAUUAUUGCACGCGUGUGAAUUCAUUGGCGUAAUACCUACAUAAUAAUCGUUGCAUUUUAUGCCUUGAUUAGCAAUCUACGAUUCCUAUUUCUUUUUCUUUUUUUUUUUUUUUUUUUUUUAUAUAAAUGUAUAUAGUGAAUCAAUUCCUGAAGAAUAAGUCUCAAGAUUUUAAAACAGAAAUUCGAAUGAAAAGAAAAUUGAUUUUAAAUCAAAAGAUUGUAAAUGUAAAUCUUCGCGAGCCAAUUACAAAUUAACGAGACUUUUUGAAUAAACUUAAAAUACUUUAUCAAAAAUUAUUUUACUUUUAUAUUUCAAAUUUUACAAUGGAAGUUUGUAUUUUCAGAUUAAAAAAAAGUAUAUUUGAACCUUUUUUACAUUCUAAAUGAAACUUAUGGAACUCUAGAAAAAGUUCGAUUUUCUCCAAGUGCCAUUUUCGGACUUUUAUGGAGUUCCGUGUAUAAAAUUUUAUUUUCCAACCCCCCUAUAUACCGACAAUCUGGGUCCUUUUUCAUUUUAAAAUGGAGAAAGGGAAGAAGCAAUAAUUUUUUUUUUCCAAAAGAGAAAUUUUAAUUUAAAAGUCAAGAGGAUUUCUUUUUUACGACUUCUUUUGUAGCUAGGACACAAUUUUUACUUUAAGAGGACUUCAUAAAGAAAAAGUGUUGUUUUAAAAAGUAUAAAAUAUGAGGAGGUGGAAGAGUUCUAUUUUUUUUUGUCAGUCAUUAUUAUUAGUAUUAUAAACGAGUGGAGAUAAUUGAAAAAAAAAAUGAUGAAUUUAAAAGAUCAGUGUCACAUUCACACGAAAGAUAAAACUAAAAAGCGUGAAGACCGUGCUACUUGUGUAUAUAUAUAUGUUCAAAUUAAGCUGACCAUCGCGAUGUGGUCUUCCAACACUUUCAUCAUGUCCCAAAUCCAAUAUGGUGACUUUCUUUGCAAGGCUGAAAAACACUUUCUUAUGUGUGAUAUCAAUCGCACCCACAUGACUCGACCGUAUUUCCUUGGAAUGCAGAAUGGAUUUUUGCAUUGAGGGAAGGAACAAUACAAUGAUUAUAAGAAAGGUGAAACAAAUUUCACACGAAUUUCUAUACUUGUAAAACAACAGAGUGCCAUAUAACUCUAACGGAUGUUCAGCUGAUUAGAUACAUAUAUAUAUUUUUUUUCAGAAACAGUAUACUUUAUUACUUGUGGACUAACGAUCUUAGUUGAGUAAUCAGUGAUUUUAUUUCUCGAGUUAUGCACGAAAAGAUAAUUUAUACCAGAGAUCUUUUUCCGCAACUGUAAAUUCUAAAUUGAAUUCUUGAAAAUAUUCUCUUAUAUUUUAGAUUAUUUCAAAAGAGAAAUUGAUAAUAUAAAAGAAAUAUUUAUUCUUAAAAAAUUUGGAUAUCCCUGAUAUGAAAAGUUGAAGAGUAUUUUAGAAAAUAAAGAGAUUUAUUUUGAUGAGAAAUUUGUUUCCCAUACAAAUGUUUUUCUGCCUUGCAAAGAAAAAAAAAAAGAUAUAUUGUGUAAAAAAGAUUCGAAUAUUAAAAAAAAAACCUACUGAAAAUUUGUAUGUAUUAUAUUUAAAAGUAUUAGAUGUAUUUUAGAAAGACUUGUUGUGGGUGAAACUCAAGACAGUCGAAAUAAGAGCCACGAGAACAAUAAAAUGUGUAGUGUAUAAGUAGAUAGAAUAAAAAUGGCCAAAUCCUCGAUUGUAUUUGUAUGAGAUGGAAGUUGUGUGUGCGAAACAGGUCGAACCGAUAAGAGUCUCUUUCUCUCUCUCUCUUUUUAGACAAAUACAUUUUUUUCUAAUGAUUUUACGACACGAAAGUAACUGUCUAGUUAACACGAUCCUUAUCGGUUGUUAAUGCUCUCUGAAAACAAUGUACAUUAGGAAAAGCAUAACGAGUGUCAAUGCAACGCUUUGCGGCAUAUUGUCGACGAAAUUACAAAAACAAAAAAAAAAAAUUUAUUUAAUAAAUAAAAAAAAAUAAAUAAAAUUCAAGAAAUUUAAAUUUUUAUGAACAAUUUUUAAUCACAUUUGUGACGAACAAGAGACAGAAUUUAUCGAUUACACAUUUUUCUGAAAUUCUAAAUUUAAUAAUAUAUUUUUUCCUGAAUAAAACAGUAUUAUCUUUUUCUUUAUAAUAUAUAAAAGACUUUUCUGAUGAUAAUGCAAAUUGUUCUGAUUGUAACAUUGUGUGUAGAAAAUAUUUUGAACAAUUCAAUAGAAUAAAUUUUCGAAUUUUAAAUGUGGUAUAAAAGAAGAAAAUAGAAUUUUACUGAUUCAAGAUUUCUUGUUAUUCGUUAAAAUACGAAAAGUUUCUUAAAAAUGUUCUCUAUAAGCGUUGUAGCCAUAAGUAUAAUACUUUUUUGAAAAAAAAGUACCCGCCCGAUGUAUUCAAGCUUUUAUCGAGAGAGAUGUCGUUGUUUUGUAAAUAUAUUCUAUAAUAUAAAAAUAAUUGAAAAUGUAUAUUGUUAUAAAAACAGUUCUUCUGCUUUAUGUCGGUAAACUGUUAAAGGCUGGACUCCAAACUGAUUAAAAAAAUAACUUAAUAGAUUCAAGAAUCAACUUAUUCUUUGUUUUGUCAUUCUUGUGAAAAAAUAUUAUAAGAGAAUAAAAAAAUUGUUUAAAUAAAUUAUGAAAAAAAUUGAUAAAUUGAUAUAAAUCAGCCAAAAAAUUUAUUUAUAACAUUUUUCUACAUUAAUUUUCUUAGUUGCUUUAUCUGAAAAAUUUUAAGAAAAAUUUUUCGAUUGUCUUUUUCGUUUAAACAAUUUUACAAAUUAAUAUUUUUUCGUAUGGGAUUACAUAGUAAAAUAUUAUAAAAAAUUGAAAAAUACAAUUUAAAAUUAAAUCUUGAUUUGGCGUCAAAUUUUUAAGGAUUCAAAUAAAAAAUAUGAAAACUAUAAUAUCUUAUAUGAAUUAAGUGCAUGAUCUUGAAGUAUUUUUGUAAACAUCUGUUAUUUAAAAAAAGAGUCUUUAAAAUUCUAUAGCCUAUAAAAAUUGUGUCGUUAGGACCAAUUUCUGAUGUUGGUAGGAUAGUUUUGGGAAAAGUGCUUGAUACUCAAUACCAAACUAAUGAUUCGUGAUAUGAGAAAUGUUUAUCAUUAAUUAAGUCAUUGAUUGAGUAAGUAGUUCCUUAAUAUUGGAGAAUUUGUAUAUUGACGAAAGUAAAUAAAAUAUAUUUAUCUGACUACAUAAA